CAAGAUGGCGGCUCGGCGGACCGCCGGCUCCUGUUGGUGACUGACAGAAGAAGAAGAAGAAGAAGAAGAAGCUUCUCUCUCCUCCCCGGGUUCGGACACUUCCCGGUCCCAGGAGCAGAACCAGCCGGUUAGAACCGGACCAGGUGAUAACUCUGACCCGGCUCCUCCGCCUCUCGGCCCCGGGACUGUGAUGAGCCAGCCCCGGUAGACCACACCGGCCGAGCGGACUUGUGAGGACCGAUCUGACGCUCGGGAACUGGGGGCAGUUGGCGGGGAUGGGAGAUGAUGGAGGACAAAGGCCCUCGUGUAGCCGACUACUUCGUGGUGGCCGGUCUGACGGACUCGUCCAAGCCGUUGGACCAGGAGAUCCACUUUGACGAUGUCUGCCACAAGACGGCCAAGCCCAAAGCGCCCGUCACCGACGUGGCGCUGGUCAUCCGCUCCAUGGGCGAGGAGGUGCCGGCGGGGUUCACCUGCAUCGAGACCACGCCCGGCGGCCAUUCAGCCGACCUGAACAACGGCGGCCUCAUGGCGCCACAGAUCUUCAUCUGCUACAGGCGAGGUCGUGACAAGCCGCCGCUCACUGACCUGGGGGUGCUGUUUGAGUGGAAGGAGCGCCUGAAGCAGGGCUGCCACCUCAUCCAGACCACGCCCACCGGUCGCCCGGCCAACAUCAGCGGCAACUCCUCUCAGCGCAUCUACGUCACGUACCGCCGGGCGCCCGAGAGCCAGCCGCACGCCGCCCUGGCCGUCACAGACAUCUGCAUCAUCGUCCCCAGCAAGGGGGAGUCGCCGCCGCACACCUUCUGUAAGGUGGAGAAGAAUCUCAACAGCAGCAUGUGGGGCUCGUCUGUUUACCUGUGUUACAAGAAGUCUGUGGCCAAAACCAACAUGAUUGCCUACAAAGCAGGUUUAUUCAGCAGAUAUCCAGAGGAGGACUAUGAGUCAUUCCCGCUGCCGGAGUCGGUCCCUCUCUUCUGCCUUCCCAUGGGCGCCACCAUCGAGUGCUGGCCGGCGAACACCAAAUACUCCCUCCCGGUUUUCUCCACCUUCGUCCUCACCGGAUCCUCUGGAGAGAAGGUGUACGGUGCGGCCAUCCAGUUCUACGAGCCCUUCCCACAGGAGUGCCUGACCGACCAGCAGCUCUCCCAGCUCGGCCUCCUGAGCCUGGACCCCCCCGAGCCCUCCUCCGCCCCCCCGAACCCCAGCGGCAACACCCCCGACCCCCGCCUGGUCCACACCAACAAGUGCAUCUGUCUUCUCUCUCACUGGCCCUUCUUUGACGCCUUUCGCAAGUUCCUCACAUUCCUGUAUCGCUACUCCAUCUCCGGCCCUCAUGCCCUGCCCAUCGAGAAGCACAUCUCACAUUUCAUGCACAAAGUUCCCUUCCCCUCGUCUCAGAGGCCUCGCAUCCUGGUGCAGCUUUCCCCUCACGACAGCCUGAUGCUGAGCCAGCCGGUGUCUUCUCCUUUACCGCUCAGCGGUGGCAGAUUUUCCACGCUGCUCCAAAACCUCGGAGCCGAGAACGCCAUCACGCUGCUGGUGUUCGCCGUCACCGAACACAAGAUCCUGGUGCACUCGCUGCGACCGGCCGUGCUGACCAGUGUCACCGAAGCACUGGUGUCUAUGAUCUUCCCGUUCCACUGGCCCUGUCCCUAUAUUCCUCUGUGUCCCCUGGCGCUGGCCGACGUGCUGAGCGCCCCCUGUCCUUUCAUCGUGGGAGUGGACUCUCGCUACUUCGAUCUCUACGACCCCCCGCCCGAUGUGAGCUGCGUGGACCUGGACACAAACACCAUCUUCCACAAUGAAGAUAAGCGAGCGCUCACAUGGAAGAUCCUGCCAAAGAAAGCCUGUAAAAACCUGAUGAAUGUGCUGAGCAAUCUCUACCAGCAGCUGCUCGACGGUCAGCAGCGACCCGACGGGCUGCUGGAGCUGAGCAUGAGCGACUCCUCGGAGCUGAGCUGUGGGAAGAGCCUUCACACGCUGGAGCUGGAGAUCCAGGAAGCCUUCCUGCGCUUCAUGGCGGCCAUUUUGAAGGGCUACCGGUCCUUCCUGCGACCCAUCACCCAGGCGCCGUCCGAGAAAGCCACAGACGCCAGCUCGCUCUUUGACCUACAAGGCUUCUUGAAAAGCCGCGACCGCUCUCACCAGAAGUUCUACUCGCUGAUGACCAAGACCCAGAUGUUCAUCCGCUUCAUCGAGGAGUGUUCCUUCGUCAGCGACAAAGACGCCAGCCUGGCGUUCUUCGACGACUGCGUGGACAAGCUGUACAACUCAGAGCGGAGUGCAGACAAAGGAGGGAAGGGGGACGGCGAGAAGCCGGAGGAGUCCAGGCUGAUGGAGUUUGAUGAAUCCCAGCGCAGUGAGCACACGGUGUUCAUCACACCUCCAGAGCUGCCCCCCCUGCCCGAGGGGGAGGAGCACCCGCUCUGCUACAGGUACGAUGGUUUCCCAGUGUUGAGUCUUGACCUGUUUGACCCCAUGGAGGGCCUGCGGACCCCCGCCUCCCGCCUCGCUGCCAGACAGAGCUGCCCCACCAGCCCCGCCCCCAUGUUCAGACGCACCAAGCAGGAGAUCAAAUUGUCCCAGAAGAUCGCCAAGAAAUACUCCUCCAUUCCCCAGCAGUGGUCCAAGUGUCUGCUCCGUCACUGCUACGGUUUGUGGUUCAUCUGCCUGCCGGCGUACGUGAAGGUGUGUCACUCCAAGGUCAGGGCCCUGCGCACGGCCUACGACGUGCUCAGGAAGAUGCAGGCCAAGAAGCUGCAGCCGCCCGACGAGGUGUGUUACCGGGUGCUGAUGCAGCUCUGUGGACAGUACGGUCAGCCGGUGCUGGCAGUCAGGGUCCUGUUUGAGAUGAAGAAGGCUGGAAUCCAUCCCAACGCCAUCACGUACGGAUACUACAACAAGGCCGUGUUGGAGAGCACGUGGCCGUCCAGCACCAGAGGAGGUUACUUCCUGUGGAUGAAGCUGAGAAACGUCGUUCUGGGCGUGGCUCAGUUCAAGCAGGCUCUACGCCGGCAGGGCCCGGUGACCCCGAGCCCUCUGUCAGAUGGCAGCGACCUGGACGCUGUGAGUCACGGCAGCUUGGAGAGCUCUGCCGACUCUCACCCGGCCGAGCAGGUUCCCUACGCCGCCGGCGCCGUGAAAGUAGACCCCACUGACGAUAGAUCUAGCACAGGAGAUCAGUCGGACCUGGGUUAUAACUCGCUGUCCAAAGAGGAGGUCCGGAGAGGAGACCCCAGCUCCCAGGACGCGGCCCCCGACAAGGAGGAGAAGAAGGAGAGCGACUGCAGCUCCCUAUCGGAGACGGAGAGCGCCAAAGGAAGUAAAGACUGCCUCCCUCAGCUGGAGGUGGAGGUCGCCUCCUCCUUCAGACCUCGGGCCAUCGUCCGCAGCAGCUGUGCCUUCGACGACUCGUCCUGUAAACCCAAGAGCUCCGUGAGCACAGGACACGUGGCCGGGCUCCUCUUCACCUCGUCCCUGGAUGAGAUCUGCGAGGUCCAGACCAACAGUUUGCUCAGGAGACACCGCAGCGCUCUGGAGGACGUGGUCGGCAGCGCCGGCAGCGGCUCCGCCCUCGAGUGGCCGGGGGUCAGAGGUCGGCGUCUGAGCGGAGACACGGUGGGCAGCAGCGGCAGCGGCACCCCCGUCCUCAGCCUGGCGAUGAGCCAAGGUGAGACGGACCCGGAGAAGAUCGCGGGUCACCUGGGCGCCGACGCCAGGAUUCUCUCCGCGGUCAACUUCACUAAGAGCAGGAGGCCUCGCUCGCUGGCGUUCGGCGAAUCAGAGGGCGGCGCCGGGCGACUGGAUCACAGGGGGGAGGAGGAGGAGGAGGAGCUGGAGGGACAGGACUCCAGUGAUGAGGACAGAGGGAACACGGAGGCCAUCUUUGAUCUGGAGGAUCUGGAUCUGGACAAGCCUGCGCCCGGGCGUGGCGUCCCCGCUCGUCAGAGACACAAGACGCCGGUGGGACGCAGCGUGAGCUCCGGCGCCCUGAGCCCCGGGGCGUCCAGAGGAGGCGUGAAGCGCACGGGCAUCGAGACGGGCGACGACCCCCUGUCGCUGCUCGCUGCUGAGUCACAGCCCGAGCCGCCGGGGGGGGGGCGGUACCCGGACGGCGAGGAGGGGAGCACGCCGAGCGCCGGCCGGCACCUGGCCCGGGAGAUCGAGCUCUACAUGAACCACAUGGGCAGCCCGCUGACCAGCCGCACGCCCAGCCUGGACCUGCAGGACCCGGCCAGCCCCCCCCUCCUCCACCCCCCCGCCGCCAUGUCCGGCCCCCGGAGAGCCAGCCUCCCUCACAGCUCCUCCCACAGCUCCUCCCACAGGACGGCCGGAGUCCCACGCUCCUGCACGUUCCACCCGCCCUCGCCCUCCCACCCCAUCGCACGCCAGCGCCUGUGGUCGUCGCCCCCCCGGCGCAGCUCCAGCACCACCCCCAGCCCCAGCCCUCGCCCCUCCCCCUACAGAGAGAGGGCGGACAGGAUGAGCCUGGCCACGCCCUCGCCGUCCUCCUCGUCCUUCGCUCUGGACACGCUGCUCACGCCGACGCUGGACGUCUUCAAAACCAGCGUGGUCUCCGCUGGGAAGGGCGUGGCCGAGAAGGCGAGCCGCUGGUACUCGCGUCUGGCGACUUACACCACGCCCACCAAGGACGGUUACAUCGACCGGCUGAGCGUCGGCGACCCGGACGGCUCGUCUCUGCUGGACGAGGAGGACGGCCGGGGGUCGGAGAGCUCGGUGGUCUCUCCCCAGAGGAACGGCCCCGGUGGUCCCUCGGCCCCCCGACGCAGCCCCCGGCGCAGCCGCCUGGACGGCCCCCCCGCCGGGUCCCGCCCCAUGAGACCCACGUCCCUGCUGCCCGGAUGCGUCCUCUCCCCCCCCGGCUUCUCUCUGCCGGACAAGUCGGACGCCGGCUCCUCCCACUACACCAGCAACACCAGCAUCUUCAACAACUACGCCAUGGAGCUGCUGAUCUCCAGCUGCUCUCGCUGUAAGACCUGUGACUCUCUGGUGUACGACGAGGAGAUCAUGGCCGGCUGGACGGCGGACGACUCCAACCUGAACACCACCUGCCCCUUCUGUGGAAACCCCUUCCUGCCUUUCCUCAAUGUGGAGAUCAGGGACCUGAGGGGACCCGGCAGACUUUUCCUGAAGGGCAGUCCGUCGGUGGACGAGGCGAUGACGUCAUCGUACUCCGCCUCCACGGGUUUCGACACAGGGACGUCCACCUUGUCCACGCCAUGUCCUGCCACAGCUGUGUCCCCUCCCUCCCCCGUGGCGGCUGUCCAGGAGUCCUCGGGCGACGGAAGGAGCAGAGCAACUAGGGCUCAAGGGAUAAACAUCCCCUCAGGAUGCCGGGGGGGCAUGGCGUCCCCCGGAGCGCCCAUGGCCCGGAGCGUCAGCACCUUCAAUCCUCUGGAGGAAGCUUCCCGACCCGGCCGCGGCGUGCCGACCUCCGGCAGCCUGCCCAGCCGCCUCAACGAGACAUCGGAUCCACUGAACAUGGAGUGGCGGCUCCACAACCCGGAGCCGGUGACGGUUCCCUACCUGAGCCCGCUGGUGCUGUGGAAGGAGCUGGAGAGUCUCCUGGAGAACGAGGGCGACCCGGCCAUCACCGAGGCCGACGUGGUGGACCAGCAUCCCAUCAUCUACUGGAACCUGGUGUGGUACUUCAGACGCCUGGACCUGCCCAGCAACCUGCCCGGACUCAUCCUCACGUCCGAGCACUGCAACCGAGACUCUCAGGUUCCUCGUCACUGGAUGUCCGAGGACAGUAAACACGUGUUGAUCCAGAUCCUGUGGGACAACCUGAAGCUGCACCAGGAUCCUGUCCAGCCGCUCUACAUCGUCUGGAACACCUUCAAUGUGGGCUACCCUCUGUCCCGGCCGGUCCCGGAGGAGGAGAAGCCGUUCAGCGAGGAGCUGCUGCAGAGCGUGGUGAAGAGCAUCCAGAGGAACGACCUCAGCCGGCCGGUGGCUCAGCUGCUGCAGCUGCUGCACCAGACGCUCGGGGUCAAGAGGCAAAGGAGCUUGUACAGAGACGUCCUCUUCCUGUCCCUCGUGGCUCUGGGCAAAGACAACAUCGACAUCGACGCCUUCGACCGGGAGUACAAGCUGGCGUACGACCGCCUGGCGCCGAGCCUGGUGAAGCUGACCCACAACUGUGACCGUCCCCCCAGCACGGGGGUCAUGGAGUGUCGCCGGACGUUCGGCGAGCCUUACCUGUGAACCCCCCCCCCCCCCUCCUGUCCGUCCAUCCGUCCAUCCGUCCGUCACACGCCCGGACGAACUCUCAUCGUCCAACGCUUCGAGACGAGCUCAGGAACUUGUUGGGAGACUGUGAAUGUGAACUCAGAGAUCGGAUCCAGUGGACUGAGGUCACAUGAUGUAGCCCGAAACCCGACGAGUCACUUCUACACACGACGUCUCGUUUCCGUGACGACGGGAAACCCACGCACAGCGUUCGGAAACAUCCGUCGUUCACCUGGUUUCUUCUCUGGUAAAUCCUGUGAAAACGAUGUAAGAACGGCAGCAGAGGAUUUCUUCUUUUUUUUUUUAAAUGCAGCAUUUAUAUUGUAUAGUCGCAGUAUAUGAAGACAAUUAGCAAUAUUUUAAUUUGAAGUCUAUUUAUACAGAGUCAGCUUUAUUUAUUCUAGCGUUUUCUCGUGUCCUGUUUGUUUUCUCCGCCGCUCGUUUCCAACAACACGCGGAGAAGAAGCUGACGUAAGAAUUCAUGUCUGUUGUAAAUAAUUAACCACGUUUCCGAGGAGCAUGAAAACAAAGAUUUACGUUGGAGCUGCAGUGAUAACGAA
This is a messenger RNA of Limanda limanda (common dab), 6815 nucleotides long. Its product is annotated as C-myc promoter-binding protein-like. Lineage: Eukaryota; Metazoa; Chordata; Actinopteri; Pleuronectiformes; Pleuronectidae. Gene Ontology annotation, cellular component: cytoplasmic vesicle. The coding region runs from base 283 to 6231 and encodes 1982 amino acids. Gene Ontology annotation, molecular function: protein binding. The transcript is spliced from 33 exons. Gene Ontology annotation, biological process: regulation of Rab protein signal transduction. The record is from RefSeq and is a predicted model, not a curated record.